AUGCCCCCGCAAGAUGUGCAUCACCAGCCAUCUGUCCCUCGUGCCAGCGAGCCAGUGAUCCAACCUAGACAAGUGAUCCGGCCAGCAACUAGACAAGUGAUCCAGCCGGCGACUAGACAAGUGAUCAAGCCGGCGACUACACAAGUGAUCCAGCCGGCGACUAGACAAGUGAUCCAGCCGGCGACUAGACAAGUGAUCCAGCCGGCGACUAGACAAGUGAUCCAGCCGGAGACUAUACAAGUGAUCCAGCCGGCGACUAGACAAGUGAUCCAGCCGGCGACUAGACAAGUGAUCCAGCCGGCGACUAGACAAGUGAUCCAGCCGGCGACUAGACAAGUGAUCCAGCCGGCGACUAGACUAGUGAUCCGGCCGGCGACUAGACAAGUGAUCCGGCCGGUGACUAGACAAGUAAUCCGGCCGGCGACUAUACAAGUGAUCCGGCCGGCGACUAGACUAGUGAUCCGGCCGGUGACUAGACAAGUGAUCUGGCCGGCGAUUAGACAAGUGAUCCAGCUGGCGACUAGACAAGUGAUCCAGCCAGUGACUAGACUAGUGAUCCAACCAACCAUUAGACCAGUGAUCCAGCCAGCCAGCCCCUACAAUGACCAAAAUACAAAUUGGGCUGCAUGA
Messenger RNA from Dermacentor andersoni, 630 nucleotides. The record is from RefSeq and is a predicted model, not a curated record. Lineage: Eukaryota; Metazoa; Arthropoda; Arachnida; Ixodida; Ixodidae.